AUGGCCACAGAGAGCAUCGUCACAGACACGAAUCAGUCUGCUAACAUCAACACCAUCACGCCCGCAGGGCAGAAGUACAACAUGGAUGACUUCCGAGAGGAAGAUGAUCGAUCCGUGGAGAUAUCCUCGAUCGCCGCCAUUUACCCUGAGAUCCAAAUUGAUCCAGAAAAUCCAUAUCGAGCAAACAUCGACCUGCCGGUGACGCUACCGUCGCCGACAAAAGUCUGCUUUCAACCGCCACCCGACCCCGGACUUCUGCCGGCAUUAACGCCGCCCACCUCCACCGACGGCUUCAAGGAUGAUAUGGCUCCAGGCAAUGCAGAUGAUAUCCACGUGCUAUCGCACCUCCCUCCGCUCAACCUGGCGAUCGAGCUGCCUCGUGGAUAUCCUGCCGAGAAGCCACCCCGGGUUCAGCUCACGACCCAUCCGUCGUGGCUUCCAGACCAUGUGCUUGCACGUCUGACCGAUGACUGCGUGCGACUGUGGGAGGAAUGCGGCCGAGAUAUGGUGGUCUUCACCUACAUCGACCAUCUUCAUCAGUCGGCAGAUUCCGCCUUUGGCAUCCAAGACACUGCUGAGGGCGAAUUAUUUCUGACCCGAGAUCUGAAGAUUCCAUUGCUGGACUUCAACGGACGGACGGAGCGAGAGAAGUUUGAACAAGAGACCUUCGAGUGCGGAGUGUGCCUGGAGCCGAAGAAAGGGGCUACAUGCCACCGACUUUUACGGUGCUCCCACGUUUUCUGCGUGCCCUGCCUGCAGGACUUUUACAACACUUGCAUCACCGAAGGCGAUGUCGACAGUGUCAAGUGCUUGGCUCCAGACUGUGAAAAAUCCAAGAGCCCCGGGUUGACACCGGGAGGCGACCAUACGCCUCCUCGGGGCAAAAAGCGCGACCGGACACUCGGGCCGAGUGAACUCCUCGAAAUCCCAUUGUCUACGGAGAUUGUACAAAGAUACGUCUUUCUCAAGCGGAAGAAGAAGAUCGAAUCCGACAAAAGUACCGUUUACUGCCCCCGUCAAUGGUGUCAGGGUGCUGCCCGAUCGAGGCGGCAUCCCAAGCCCACAGAUCCAAUGGCGGAUGCCGAGGAUGCCGACGCAUCUGAUGAGGACGAAGUUCGAUUUGAUCCGUCCGGACAGAAAGGCGAGUUGCCGCCGGUCGCUGAACGGGUCGCGAUCUGCGAAGAGUGCAACUACGCCUUUUGCAGUGUCUGCCGAAAAGGAUGGCACGGCGAACUGGUCCGAUGCCUCCCACAGCGCAAGAUGGAGGAGCUUUCGGCCGAAGAGCAGGCGACCGAGGAAUACCUGCGCAUGUACACCUCCAAGUGCCCAACGUGCACGGUCCCGUGCCAGAAACGGAUGGGUUGCAACCACAUGCGCUGCUUCCAGUGCGACACUCACUUUUGUUACCUGUGCUCCGCGUGGUUAUCGCCAGACAACCCAUACAGCCAUUUCAACCAAGGGAGCAGUACGUGUUAUAACCGUCUGUGGGAUUUGGAGGGUGGAGAUGGACUUGACCCGGAAGGUGCGGAAGCCCUUCACCGUAUUCCCGAGGCCCUCUUGCAUUUUGAGGACGAUCACAAUAAUGGUCUAGCGCAUAACAACGGCAUUGGCGACGAGGCAGCUGAUCUGGAUUGGAGCUCCGAUGACGAGGAUGACCGACCGGCAUGGGACUUUGAUCUCGACGACGAUGGUCAGGGUCGUCACCACCAGCCGCCACCCCCUGCACCCGUGCCCCCUCGCAACCCUGCCGCCGCCCGAGCUGGUGGUGCUCACAAUCCUCGACCAGAUGCGGCGGCCCGCGCAGCCAGGGAACGGGAGGAACAAGCGCGUGCAAUGGCUGAAAUUCGGCAACGUGAUCGCAACGGUAACCGUGUUCCAGUCGCACGUCGACAGGAUCAAGUGCGCGGCGGCGCAGGCCCUGAGCCUCGAGGGAUGGCAGGGCUCCAACGAUUCUUAGAGCUCGUCCAGAACGAUCGGGAGGACGAAUGGGAUAGUGACGAGCUGGAGGACUUUUGA
Messenger RNA from Penicillium oxalicum, 2016 nucleotides. Its product is annotated as RBR-type E3 ubiquitin transferase. Lineage: Eukaryota; Fungi; Ascomycota; Eurotiomycetes; Eurotiales; Aspergillaceae. Gene Ontology annotation, biological process: protein polyubiquitination; positive regulation of proteasomal ubiquitin-dependent protein catabolic process; ubiquitin-dependent protein catabolic process. The record is from RefSeq and is a predicted model, not a curated record. Bases 1 to 2016 code for a protein of 671 amino acids. The transcript has a single exon. Gene Ontology annotation, molecular function: ubiquitin conjugating enzyme binding; zinc ion binding; ubiquitin protein ligase activity. Gene Ontology annotation, cellular component: ubiquitin ligase complex; cytoplasm.